Messenger RNA from Penicillium brevicompactum, 1656 nucleotides. RefSeq lists its product as uncharacterized. Bases 1 to 1656 code for a protein of 551 amino acids. The transcript has a single exon. The record is from RefSeq and is a predicted model, not a curated record. NCBI's taxonomy places the organism in Eukaryota, Fungi, Ascomycota, Eurotiomycetes, Eurotiales, Aspergillaceae.
AUGCAAGCGUCUGUUUCAGAGGAAUCUGAGGAGGAAGCAGUCCUGAGCCCGCCAGCUCCUUGUGAGCCAGCUCAGCGUACGGCAACCUUCGAAGAGGAAGUGCCUUCCAAAGCAGAAGUGAGCGCGCCUGCAGUCACCAAGCCGGCUCCAUCUGCGGGAGAACCCACUGAUUCUGAAGUGGUGGAGGAAGUGCUUGUGAGUGAGAAGUCAUCUCAGAGUGAGGGCUUGCCCAAACCUGUGUUUGAUAUCAACCUUGCCGAGCGCUACCUGUCCGAUGUUGCGGAGGUCCUGGAGAAGCUUGCACAUUCUGUGCCACUCCAGGCCGAGGAUGCAACCAUUCCAGUCCCCGUGCCAACUGAGGAAGUCUCGGACGUAGCUCCUAGUGAGCCAGUUCGAAAGGAAUCAGACCUGGCAGAGUCAUCGCAGACUGAGGAAGUUCUUAGUGUGCCCGGGUCCUACCCGGCGACUUUGGAGGAAUCAGUUCUGCCUUGGCUUCGGGAAGCUUUACCAGCUGAUGAGAGUGCGUCCGCUGAUUCUAAGCCGACUCCCACUGGUGAAGUGAAGGGUGAAGUGAAGUCCGCGAUUGAGGAGGAAAAGGAGCAGCCCACCCUCAAGGUCUGGCCCCCGCACAGUGGUCCAGCUGACCCAUGGGAUUUCGAUCCUGUGAACCUGGCCCGUGUUGAGCGGAAAAGACGGGGUUUGCCCUCUCGCCUCAAUCAAUUGCUGGAUAGGCAUCCAACCAAUCCAGCGGCUUACGCGGACUUCUGCGUGUCCGAUGAGCAGGGUAGCGAAAGUGCACCCUGUCUCCCGUCGUCCUUUUCCGAAGAACAUUCCCGUGCGGGGGAAGUGAAGGGAAAGGAAGCCAUAAGUGCUCAAGUCUUCGAGGAGAUCGCAGCGGAACAGCGGUCGUCACUGGAAGGAUCAAUGGAGGCACAACCCACCGGCUUCGGCCAACGUUCGGGUUCGUCUCCACCGCCCAGCCCCAGUUCCCCUGCUUUCGACCAGUAUGACUUGCUAAGCAUGGAGGCUAGUGUGAAGGAGUUGGAGGAAUCUGUAGAGUCCACCUACUUGGACCAGGAUGGUGCAGAAGAACUGCGGUCGUCACUGGAUGGAUCAAUGAAGACACGGCCCUCUGGCUCCGGCCGUCGUCCGGGCCUGUCUUCACCUACCAGCCCCGCGGUGAAUGCCCUGACUGGACCCCGAGUACGAUGCAUGGGUCCAGAGGAUCUCUUGGAGGAACGAGUAGAGACCGCCCACUCGACUCAGAACGCUGCAAAGGGACCACGGUCGUCACCGGAGGGAUCAAUGGAGGCACAGCCCACCGGCUCCGGCCAUCGUCCGGGCUUGUCUCCACCCACCGGCCCCGUGGUGAACGCGGCUACUGUUUUCGAGAUGCCAGGCACGGAAUCGAAAGUCCUCGGCUGGUUAGAUGUUGGACUUCGGGUGAUGGUCAUGACGUACUUGGCAUUGGUCAUCCUUCUCCAGACCUUCGUAUUGCUCGGAGGUCACCUGGAAACCUUUGCCUCCGUCUUCCACGGACCGGACCACAUCUUGUCGGAGCUGCGUGCAGGCCAUGACAACCAAAAUUCGCUCAUGGAUUGGUUGGUCUAUGUGGUAGUGCGUUGGCUUGCUGGCGACCGGAUGACGCCUGGUUAA